Messenger RNA from Larimichthys crocea (large yellow croaker), 2026 nucleotides. Its product is annotated as Nicalin-1-like. Gene Ontology annotation, cellular component: membrane. The record is from RefSeq and is a predicted model, not a curated record. The coding region runs from base 82 to 1740 and encodes 552 amino acids. The transcript has 16 exons. NCBI's taxonomy places the organism in Eukaryota, Metazoa, Chordata, Actinopteri, Sciaenidae. Gene Ontology annotation, biological process: regulation of signal transduction.
CGUAGCGGAAAGAGCUCAUGAGACAGGACUGCUGGGAAACAGAUUGAGAUCCUAACAAAACCCAGGCAGGACGUGACUAUCAUGUUGCAGAGGGAUGUGAGUAUAGCUGCUGUUCUGCUGCUGCUCUUUGUCCAGUGUCUGCACGGCUCUGCUCUUCCUGCUGUGUCCUCCUAUGAGUUCACAGCCUACAGGAUGCAGCAGUACAACUUGGCACAACAGAAACAUGGUUGCCGUGGAGCCAUUGUGGUGGCGGAGGCACGCUCAGCGGACGAGCCGGUGCUGACCCGCCGCUGUAUCAUCAUGAAGGUCCCAGACCUCACCACAGAAAAGUACCUCGAGGCUCAGAGGCAAAAAGCUGCUGCCAUACUGAUCCUGCUGCCCAAAAAUAUCUCCAGUAUCCCCCAUGACACCAUACAGUCCUUCAUGGUGAGCGAGAGUGAGGCCUUGAGGAAGGGGACCCUCAUGCCAGUAUAUGUGGUACCUGAGGAUGAACAGCUGCUUUUCAUGUAUGAGGAGGUCAAGCAAGCUGCAGCCACCCGGACCUCAUCUAUAUUCAUCAGAGUUCUUCGCAGUAUGGUCACAGCUACAGCCUUUCAGAUCUUAGUGAGCAACAACGUCCCUAUUAAACCCUUCACUGACACCACCUUGGUAACACUGGAAGGAGUGCUUCCUGGAACAGGAGAGGAUGCACCCACCAUCGUCAUCACUGCCCACUAUGACUCCUAUGGUCUGGCACCGUGGUUGUCGUAUGGAGCGGACUCUAAUGGCAGUGGGGUCACCAUCCUGCUAGAGUUGGCACGUCUCUUCCAGAAGCUUUUUAGUAGUCCAAGCACCAGACCACCAUAUAAUUUAAUGUUCUCCUUAACUGGAGGAGGAAAGUACAAUUUCCUUGGCACAAAGAGGUGGAUUGAAGAGAAUCUGGACCAUGCUGAGUCCAGCCUGCUCCAUGACAAUGUGGCAUUUGUUCUGUGUUUGGAUACACUGGCCAACAGUGAUAAACUGUAUGUACACGUGUCCCGCCCUCCUAAACCUGACUCUCCCAUGCACUAUUUCAUUCAGCAGCUGGAGGAGGUGGUUUCCUCCAGAUUUCCUUCGGUGAAGGUGGGAUUAGUUCAUAAGAAGAUCAAUCUUGUGGAGUCCACGGUAGUCUGGGAGCAUGAGCGCUACAGCCUGCGCAGGAUACCAAGUUUCAGUCUGUCUCAUGUGGAAGACCCCAAAUCUGAGCUACGUGGCUCCGUCCUGGACACCAUGUCACACGUGGACUUCAGGAAACUUAAGCGUAAUGGCGUCAUCAUUGCAGAGGCACUGGCACGUUAUAUGUUUAAUCUCUCUGACAAGGGCUCUCCAAAAGAUGUGCAGAUUUUCAAGGGGCAGAUGGACUUCCAUGACGGCCGUAUGUCCAGUCUGAUGGCCUUCCUGACCUCAGUCCCUCGGGCCACACAGCUCCUGGAUAAGGAGCCCAGUCACAUCGUGCAGGUUAACUCACUGGAGCACGAGUUCAAACGUUGCCUGCAGCAGGUUCACAGACACACCUUCCGACAGGACAGGAGGGAUCCAGAUAUUACCUUUUUUGAUCAAAUGAACCAACCAGUAGUGAUGUACAGAGUGAAGCCUGCAGCGUUUGAUCUCUUCCUUGGCGGCUGCAUUGCUGCUUAUUUGGGGAUUGUUUAUUAUGCCAUUCUGAAUUUUGGUUAUCUCUACACAAAGCUCAAAGCAGCAGUGAAAUACAAGCACCAGUAAAUAAGACUGUAAACACCGAAUCUAUGACAAGACUUUGAAGUAUGUAUUGCACAUAUUGGACUUGUGCUUCACAGCCUGUGGAUGAACAUGAAAGCAAUGCAACAAGAAAGACUGAUCAUAUCCACAAAUUAUAAUGUGUGCAUUUGCUUUGAAAUGUAUAGUUUUUCAAGAUUUUUGUACCUUCCAUUAUUCAUAAAUACAUUGUACUACAAACCAUUUCUUAUAUACGCAGAUUUGAAUUUGAUGUUUGGAGGAGAAGUAUAGUAAACAAAAUAAAUAAAGGAGG